GGGUUGAGUGAAGCUCAGAGACGGAUCAUCUGUCUUCACUGGUGUGUUGUUGUGUAUGCCGGCCGAGCAGAGUUCCACAGAGAGGGCCACCUGUGUAGGGAGUGAGCCAGGGAGUGUGUACCACAGGCAGGAUGGCGUUGAACAGAGUGUCCCUGCUCUGUCAGGACAUCACACGCCUGUGGCUCCAGCUCAAAGUGACCACAGAUGAGAUCAUGCAGCAGGAGACGAGUCCGCUGUGCGCAGCAGACAUCAGCCCUGACCUCAGGAAAGGCUUCGCCUUCCUGUCAGGUGGUCGAGGAGAGAACGGCAGCCCCAUCAUCGUCUUCCCAGAGUUCCCUACAUUCGCAGAACUGCAGGAGGAGGAGUUCCACAACGUGCUGACGUACCUGACCAGCGUUCCCAGCCUCAGCGCAUCAGGAGUUGGCUUCAUCCUGAUCAUCGACCGCAGGCAAGACAGAUGGGCAUCGGUGAAGGGAACACUACUGCGCAUCGCGGGCUCAUUCCCAGGAAAUCUGCAGCUGGUGUUGGUGUUGAGGCCCACCACCCUGUUCCAGCGCGCGCUCUCAGACGUCCUCUUUAGACUCAGCAAGGAUGAGUUUAAAAUGAAGGUGCCGGUGAUCAUGCUUAGUUCAGUGACUGAGCUGCACAGCUACAUAGACCGCUCCCAGCUGACCCAGGAGUUGGGGGGCACUCAGGAGUAUUGCCAUGAGAAGUGGAUCUCGCACCGCACCGCCAUCGAAGGCUUUGCGCUGAUGGUGAAGAAGACGGCUCAGACGCUGCAGGCGUUUGGGACAGAGCUGGCCGAGACAGAGCUGCCCAAUGAUGUCGAGGCAACGUCCACCCUGCUAAGCGCUCAUACAGAAAAGAAGGAGAUGAUGAAGGAGGAUCUAAAGAUAGCUCUGAGUCAGGGUAGCCGUCUGCUGGACAGCAUCAACGAGCCGCUGGCAUCAGAUCCAGACUACAACAUGAACCACGAUGAGUUGGAGAACUUGGCCACUGUGCAGAGGCUACUGGGGCAGCUGGAUGAGACUGAAACAGCUUUCGAUGACUUCUGGGAACGGCAUCAGACCAAGCUGGAACAGUGUCUCCAGCUGCGAUAUUUUGAGCAGAACUUCAGAGAGGUCCGAGCCCAUUUGGAUCAGGUAGCUGAUAAAUUAUCUAGCUUCUCCGAGGUGGGCAUAAGCCCCGCCCAUGGUGAGCACAUCAUGAAGGAGCUGACCACUCAUGAAGAAAGAACCUGUGAGGUGCUGGACCGGGCUUUGGCAUUGGUUGCUGAAGGAGACACACUGAUCGAGAACUCCCACUAUGCCAUAGACUCCAUCAUGCCCAAAUGCUCAGAGCUCAGGGCCGUGUGCGAGGAGGUGGAAGCUGUCCUGAGCGACAAAAAAACCCACCUGCUCAAAGCCAUGGAGCUCCACUCCACCCUAGAGAAGGCUACCAGAUGGUGCGAUGAUGGAAUUUACCUUCUAGCAUGCCAGCCUGUUGACAAGUGUCAGUCACAGGAUGGGGCAGAGGCAGCGCUGCGGGAGAUCGAGCGUUACCUGGAUACAGCCAAUCAGCACAAGCUAAUAGACUUAACUAGCAUCUGGAGGGAGUACGACUCGGUGCUGACGGCAGAUUUUCGAGAUCAGGUGGAGAAAGUCUUCCAAAAGCAGCUCUCUAUGGAUGAUAUGUUUGAGAAAAGAAGAGUUAGCCUGAAGAAGUUAGCAGCUAAGCAGACACGGCCCGUCCAACCGGUCGCCCCCCGACCCGAAGCCAUCAUCAAAUCACCCAUGUCGUCGCCCGCACAUAAAGAGGGGACUUUAUCAUCUGAUAUUAUCAACAGCCACAAAGGGGAUAAACUUCUGCAUAAUGGAAGGUGUCUCUCAGAAGAGGAGGAGAGCCUAGCUGUUCUUAGGAGGCAUGUGAUGAAUGAGCUGUUGGAGACGGAGAGAGCUUAUGUAGAGGAGCUGUUGUGUGUACUGCAGGGUUAUGCUGAUGAGAUGGACAACCCCAGCAUGGCACACCUCAUCCCUGUCACACUACAGAACAAGAAGGACGUUCUGUUCGGCAACAUGGCCGAGAUCUACCACUUCCACAACAAAACAUUCCUCCGCGAGCUAGAGGCGUACACAGACUGCCCUGAACUUGUGGGCCGGUGCUUUUUAGAAAGGAUGAAAGACCUGCAGAUUUACGAGAAGUACUGUCAAAAUAAGCCACGCUCCGAGUCGCUAUGGCGACAGUUCUCCGACUGCGCCUUUUUUCAGGAGUGUCAGAAGAAACUAGAACACAAGCUGGGCUUGGAUUCGUACCUGUUGAAACCUGUACAGCGCAUCACCAAAUACCAGCUCCUCCUCAAGGAGUUAUUAAAGUACAGUAAAGGCUGCGAAGGCUCAGAGGACCUGCAGGAGGCGCUUUCGUCCAUCCUCGGCAUCCUCAAAGCCGUCAACGACUCCAUGCACCUUAUCGCCAUUACAGGAUACGAGGGGAAUCUAAAUGAGCUGGGCAAGCUUAUGAUGCAGGGCUCCUUUAGCGUGUGGACUGAGCACAAGAAAGGUCACGCCAAGGUCAAGGACCUGGCACGCUUCAAGCCGAUGCAGCGGCACCUGUUCCUGCACGAGAAAGCGCUGCUAUUCUGUAAGAGACGCGAGGAGAACGGCGAGGGUUACGAGAAGGCACCUUCUUACAGCUUCAAACACUUCCUUAAUAUGAGUGUUGUGGGCAUCACAGAGAAUGUAAAAGGAGACAGUAAGAAGUUUGAGAUCUGGUGCAACUCACGAGAAGAAGUCUACAUCGUCCAGGCACCAACAGCAGAGAUAAAAAUGGCAUGGGUGAACGAGAUCCGGAAAGUCCUGACCGGACAGCUAAAAGCCUGCAGAGAAGCAAUUCAGCAGAAGACGUCCGAGCAGCUUUCUCCAGUACCCAACUCCAACAAUGGCGUGAUCAGCCUGAGCCCCUUUAAAACCAGCCAGAAGAGUCAGAAGAAAGGAGAGUCUAUACUCCCUGAGCUCAGCUUGGCGCCUGCAAUAAGAAACUCUGACAAGGUCAAAGAGGACACAGUAACCAGUCCAACCACUGACAGGGCCACGGUGGCUAAAAAGCGUUUUACACUGCAGGGCUUCAGCAACCUCAAGAGUCAGAAAGCAGAGUUGCUAACAACCGCUGGUGCUAAAAGCCUUACAUUACCGAUGGUUACUACGUUGUGUUCGCCAGGAUAUCCCCCUAGUCCUGACCACAAAACUAAGCGGCAUGAGAUUAAGAGUGAUCCCACGCCGUUUGGCUUUAAAGGGUUCAGUAAGGUCUCUCUCUCCAUGGACGCGUCGGAAGAGAACGAUGGGUACUCCAGUGCAGAGGACCCCUUAAACUCUGACCCUGAGGAUGAAGGGAAGAAACUAUCUCCUGGCAAGUACAUUGUGGUAGGCGACUACGAUAAGGGAACCCAGGACCUGACAGUAAAGAGUGGGGACAUGGUGCAGCUGGUCCGAGAGAGCAAUGACGGCCAGUGGUUUGUGCGUAACCUGAAUAACAGUAAAGAGGGCUGGCUGCCUGCUGCUUACCUGCUCACACUGAUCGGGGUGUCCAAGUCCUCACAGUCUCUCACCAGCUCAGAAGGCAGUGGUUCAGGCAACCUAAGCACGUCAUCCAGCUGCAGCGAGACCUACACCAGCUUCUCCGACAUCAAACCUUGAGGCCCUGAGGUGUCUCCACCCCGCCUCUAUAGCACCGCCUGAUGGCAGCUCGAACACACUGCACUUUCUGCUGAGCCACCUCCACCUCCUCCUCCUCCACCUACUUCUCUGCUUCCAUGCACUGUAUUUAUGACCAGUCACAGCGAUUUAGCGCACAGAUUCACCCUGACCUAUUUGUUUUCCUGCUUGUGUUAGAAAGAGAAACAAAAAGAAGCUGCACUUCUUCCCAAAAAUAAGCUAUUUAUAUAUCUGUUAGUGCAAUAGUCUUCGAUUACAAAAGCAGCACACUUUAUCCACUGAACUAAAGCUGUGACCUUUAGUCUUGUACUGUGUGUGUGUGUCGAAGCCAGUUUGGAAUAUUUUCAGGAACGGAUUUUUUUUUUUUUUCUACCUUGCCAACAUUGUAGGACACUUGAACAGAGCAUUACGUGGCGUGGAUACAGUUGGAGUCGUGUCCAGUUUCCUAACUGUGAAAUGUCCUGUCUUAUUUGCUGUAUGUAUUAAUCAGAAACAGCUGUAUAUUUUAGAUUAUUUCCUGUAUAAUAUUUGUACAUAUAUUACAAUUUUUUUUUCCAUAAAAUUGCAGUAUAUAUUGUAUAUUAAACGUUCAUGUACGGUGUCAUCGUCUCCGAAGCUUGUGGUCUGCACUAUUUUAAUAUGUUACGGGCAUUACAUUACUUAUUUUUUUAUUUAUUUUUAUUUUUUACAAAUUGUCUCCCAAACAAAAUUUAUAUCAAAGUCAUAACACCUUUUCAAACAGCAGUAUCUGAAUAUUUCUUCGUCACACUAUUUUAUCACAAAUCUAUUAUGCAGGUUUUUACGCGAGGUGUGAAUGACAGGCGUUUCCCAUAGAUUUCGCCCCAAUGUUGAUCCUAUUCUCCAGUACAUCUAUACAUGAACACUGCACAUAUCAUCUUUUACACCUUGAACGAAUUCAGUCUGCUGUCUCAUGUGGCACAUUGCCCUUGUAUUUCUCUAUUUUCAUAUUUGUAAUAAAGGUAUGUGUCUGCUAUGUAUGUACACGUGUAAAGUGUAAAUAUGUAUUUAAGAGUAUGUAUGAAUUAAAAGAGAUUAAGCUUGAAUAAAAUUCAAUGAAACAUU
Clarias gariepinus (North African catfish) is the source of this 4769-nucleotide messenger RNA. It is a transcript of the gene mcf2la, whose product is annotated as mcf.2 cell line derived transforming sequence-like a. The record is from RefSeq and is a predicted model, not a curated record. Gene Ontology annotation, molecular function: guanyl-nucleotide exchange factor activity; protein binding. The transcript is spliced from 32 exons. The coding region runs from base 132 to 3668 and encodes 1178 amino acids. Gene Ontology annotation, cellular component: extrinsic component of membrane; cytoplasm. Lineage: Eukaryota; Metazoa; Chordata; Actinopteri; Siluriformes; Clariidae. Gene Ontology annotation, biological process: intracellular signal transduction; positive regulation of Rho protein signal transduction.